CUCUGUUCAGGGGAGGGCUUAUACAGUAGGUUACUAACAACUGUUUAAACUGGUAAUGCUGAAAUGAACUUUUGUGUUCAGAGCACACACACACACACACACAUUCUGAUGGCUGAUACUUUCUCUUCUUAAUCUAUUCCAGCUUGUUUGAACUCAUAUUACAGCUUUGUGUAAGUAAGUAAGAAAUAAAGUGAACAUUAUGUCUGUGUCUGUUUCGCUCUCUGUAGUAACACAAUGUCAAAAUUGUUUCAGGUGAAAAUGGUGGUGCUGCCGAGGAUUUUUGGAGGCAGGAGAUGUACAGGGAAUCUGGAGGUGGUGUCACUGCUCAUCACGGCCACUCUGUGUUUGUUAGUAAUACUGCAAAUAUACCUCCAGGACAAGAAAUCACAAAUUUUAAAACAAGACAAAAUCUUGAGAAAGCAGAAACCUGAACCACAGACAUGGCCGGACAUGUUCCUAAACUCAGUCCCCAAGUGUACGAAAAACUCAUCUGCCUUCAAGAUUCAAAACUUCUCAACUUUACCUAAGAUCAUCCAAAACUUCCUGUUUUACCAGCAUUGUCACCAUUUCCCCAUGCUGCUCAACAAUCCUGGGAAGUGCGGCGGACCACAGAACUCUGCAGAUGUUUUCCUACUGUUGGUCAUUAAAAGUUCUCCACCCAACUACGAUCGGCGUGAGGUUCUGCGAAAAACGUGGGCUUUGGAGCGGCUUCAUAGCGGUGUGUGGAUCCGCACCGUGUUCAUAUCUGGAACCACAGGAGACGGUUACGAGAAGGAAAGACUGAAUAAACUCCUGGAGCUGGAGAACCGCGAGUACCAGGACAUUCUUCAGUGGGACUUUGUUGAUACCUUUUACAACCUCACACUUAAGCAGGUCUUAUUCCUGGAGUGGAUGGAGAGGUUUUGCCCAGAUGCGCACUUUCUCCUCAAUGGAGAUGAUGACAUUUUUGCCAACACAGACAAUAUGGUGCAGUACCUCAAGGGCUUAGAUGAUAAUGAUGGAAGCAAACAUCUUUUUACCGGCCACUUGAUCCAAUAUGUGGGGCCGAUCCGGCACCCGGGCAGUAAAUACUACAUCCCCGUACAAGUCCAUAAAUCAGAGAGAUAUCCUCCCUACUGUGGCGGUGGUGGCUUCCUGCUGUCACAAUUCACUUCCAGAGUUAUCUACAACAUGUCUCACUCCAUCCCCCUGCUUCCUAUCGAUGAUGUUUACAUGGGAAUGUGUCUGGAAAAGGCUGGACUUCUACCCAGACAUCAUAUAGGAGUGAGGACAGCGGGCCUGUAUGUUCCCUCAGGUCAACAUGAGGCAUACAAUCCGUGCUACUACCGUGAGGUUCUCCUGGUCCACAGGUUCCUCCCAUACCAGAUUUAUAUUAUGUGGCAUGAAAUCCACAGAGAAGAUUUGAAUUGUACAAAGAGAACAAAUGAGAAUUCUGAGAUUUUCAUGCUUUAAAAAGAGGACUGGGGGGACUGGGGGAUAGAUUUGGGAAAAUCUGGGAGGACUGGGAAAGCCUGGGGAUGAGAGGGGGGACUGGGUGACAUACAGUGAGAUGCUUUCAAUUUAGAUGAUUUUAUAUCCAGCCAAUUGCACACAGGCAAACUGGACUUAAACAAUGAAAAUAAAAAAUAAUACGGAAGAUGAAGUGAUUAUGGAAUGUGGGAAUCUAGUGGUUAAGGUGUUGGACUACUGAUCAAAGGUCAUGAGUUGUGAAUCCCUUGGCCACAAAUCUGCCCAAGAUUGGGCCCCUGAGCAAGGCCCUUAACCCUCAAUUGCUCAUCAGUAUAAAUGAGCUAAAAAUGUAAGUCGUUCUGACUAACGGCGUCUGCUAAAUGCCGUAAAUGUAAUAAAUAUUUAAAGCAAAAAAUAAACAAAAGACACAAAUGCCUAAUAAAAUGAAAUAUGUAGGCAGACUAAAUGAAGUAUAAUUUUAAACAGACCUUUUAAAAGUUAAAUAAAUGUAUAGCACUGAAAUGAAAUAGAAUCAUACUCUACAUACCAGAACAGAGCUUUCCAGAGAUGGACCAAUCAGAAUCCAGCUACAGGUCUAGACUCGGAGCGCAACAGGAUUCCAUUUAAUCAGCAUCCUAGUUUGAUUGUUUUAUGGCAGCAUUAACACAAUAGUGAGAUUAGGUGAAGGAAUAAAACCCUACAGAAUAUACUACAUUAUUACUGAUUCUCAGAACAGCACGUCGUCUGCUUCGUUAUUUAUUAAAGAAGGACACAACUGUGUUUACGAUGUAAACGUUCGGAUUUGUUAAUUUGUUUUCAGAUUUGUUAUUUUGUUUUCGGAUUUGUUAAUUUGUUUUGCACUUCCCGGCCACCGUAUAAAUGUAUUAUAUCCAUGUGUCAUAUUUUUACAUUGGGUCAAUAAAAAAUGAAAAGAAAGGCAGAGAUAUCAGACUUCAUACAGAUACAGAUCAGGUGCAAACAGACCCCAGCCCCGCCCCCAGCCCCUACAUCACCACAGUACCCCAGAGCAGGUUCCUGCAUGAUGCUAGUAGUCAGACUGCACAAGAACCACCAACAGGUUUGAGAACCCACCAGGCAGUUAGUCAGUUAGUCACAUGUCCAGUUCAGAAUUUAAGUUUAGCUUGUUAUAGAUGGUUUCAUCAGUUUAGGCUUUACAUAAAAUUGUAAUUACAUGUUGAUUUAUGUGUGACAUGCACAAGAUAAAAUUAUAACAUAAUAUAUUAUAAAUUAUAAAAUAGAUUAUGAGAGAUAUAUUCUACCUCUAAUGAGCAAUUAUGGGAUUCAUCCAUGCUCCUUGUUAGGACCCCCUAACGUUGCCUUGGCCACCUCAUUUGCAAGAAAUGUUUCUGUACCUUGGAAUAAAAGUUUCUUCCUACCGUAUGAAGUGCCUCUUAUGCCUACCGAAAAUCACUGAAAUUUUACUUUUUACUUUUACUUCAAAUACUUAAGUACAUUAAAUAUCAGAUACUUUAAGACUUACUUGAGUAAUAUUCUAAAAGGUAACUUUCACUUCUACCAAAGUCUUUUUCUAGUACGAUGCUUGUACGUUUACUCAAGUAUUGCUUUCUUGAACUUUAUACAACACUGUACACACUACCCUGCACAGUGUGAUGCAGUGAAAUGCUUUUUCUGACUGUCCAUAAAAAUUGAACUUUUAUAACGAGUGCAUUUGAAAUAAAGUGCAGAUGAAAACAAAGUGAACAGGAAAGGAAUUCUGGGUGUGUGUUGAAACAAUGUCCACUGUUAAAAGUGCAAUACAAAUAAAACUGAAUUGAAUUUAGAUGAAAUGUUGAAAUGUAGGAGUACGAAGCUCCUCCUCAUUCUCCGUGUUUGAAUUCAUGGAGCUGUAGCACUUCUCUGACCACAUCAGGGACAAGUGUCAGAGUUUAGAAGGUUAAGGUCCUUCACUAUCUUCCUGGCCUUGAACUCAGAGGAACCUACAGCUGGAGAGCCUUCGGUCCUGCAUGGUCCUGUUCCCAAUCCAGGCUGUGAUGCUUCCUAGCAGGAUGCUCUUGAUCGUGCUUGUGUAGAAGUUCCUGAAAGAGCAGUGUAAAGUGUGUGAGGUGGUAAAGAUGCUGAGGGACCUUUUUUCACCAACUGUCCACUUUCUCCACUGGGGUUGUGCUGCUCCUGAGCAGCCGGUAUCUCCUCUCCUGCUUCAAGCUGAAUUCCACGAUCAACUUCUUUGUGCUGCUGAUGUUCAGGAGGAGGCUGUUUUCCUGGCACUAGUUCUCCAGGCUUUAAUCAGAGAUCAGGCGAACAACAGCAUGGUCCUCAACAAACUUAACAGUGAUUGUGAAGUUGGAAAUGUGGACUGUUGUGAAUUAGACUUGUUUUUCCUUUUCUGCUUUAUACUACAUCUCCCACAAUCCUCUGCAGACUGUGUCACCAUUUUCUAGUGCACUUCAUUACCCAUAAUCCUCAGCUGAGGCCUAUAAAUAGACCUCAUUUCCUUCCUUUGUUCUUUUAUAUUGGGGAGGUGUGGGCCUGAAGAUGGGCACUCAACCAUGUGUUUGAAUCCUUUCCAUAAGAUGAGUUAUGUAAGUUUUGUAUUGUAUUGUUUCAUUGAAUUUGAUGAGUUGUAUAUUUGUCAUUAGUAUGGUUAUAGAUAUUAUAUUUGAUGUUGUAUGAUUUCCAUUUUAUUAUUGUUUGUGAUCCUGAUUUUCUUUGUUAUAUUGUUUGUAGUGACCAGAAAACCAUCUUUAGCAUCCUUAUCAUCUUUAUCAUCUUUAACAUCUCUCCUGCUCACCCUGUGUCUCUUAUGCAUUCCAUUUAUCCUGUGGGACCUGUGUACUGUGCAUCAAGCCUUAUUGUCAAUAAGAAUAAAUGAGAGCAAAGGGA
This is a messenger RNA of Tachysurus vachellii, 4311 nucleotides long. Its product is annotated as N-acetyllactosaminide beta-1,3-N-acetylglucosaminyltransferase 3-like. The transcript has 3 exons. The coding region runs from base 235 to 1452 and encodes 405 amino acids. Gene Ontology annotation, cellular component: membrane. NCBI's taxonomy places the organism in Eukaryota, Metazoa, Chordata, Actinopteri, Siluriformes, Bagridae. Gene Ontology annotation, molecular function: hexosyltransferase activity. The record is from RefSeq and is a predicted model, not a curated record.